This is a messenger RNA of Carassius auratus (goldfish), 2214 nucleotides long. Its product is annotated as E3 ubiquitin-protein ligase RNF34-like. Gene Ontology annotation, biological process: proteasome-mediated ubiquitin-dependent protein catabolic process; protein K48-linked ubiquitination; negative regulation of extrinsic apoptotic signaling pathway via death domain receptors. The record is from RefSeq and is a predicted model, not a curated record. The coding region runs from base 143 to 1345 and encodes 400 amino acids. Gene Ontology annotation, molecular function: ubiquitin protein ligase activity. Gene Ontology annotation, cellular component: cytoplasm; plasma membrane. Lineage: Eukaryota; Metazoa; Chordata; Actinopteri; Cypriniformes; Cyprinidae. The transcript has 8 exons.
UCCGUGUUUGGCCAUUACGUUAUGCUCUCUUCUACACAUACACAAGGAUGAUAGAAAAGAGAAGACGUAAUGGAGUGUUCCCGAGCGUCCUUGCGAUGAAAACCACUUUAGUAUUCGACAGUAUUCGAGGAAGGGAGCUGCAAUGAAGGCGGGGGCCUCCUCCAUGUGGGCAUCAUGUUGCGGGCUGCUGAACGAGGUGAUGGGCACAGGGGCGGUCCGCACCCAGCAGCCGGGUUUUGGAGCCGGAGCCGGGCCGUUCCGCUUCGCACCCAGCGCUGGUUACUCCACCUACCCGCCCAGCAGCACCACCUCAGGAAGCGCAGGCCUGGCGUGCAAAGCUUGCGGACUGGCCUUCUCUGUGUUCAGACGAAAGCACGUUUGCUCAGACUGCAAGAAGAGCUUCUGCUCGCUGUGUUCUGUGCUGCAGGAGAACCUGCGGCGCUGCUCCACCUGUCACCUGCUGUGGGGCACGGCCUUCCAGCGGCCCAGGUUAAUGCGACUCCGCGUUAAAGACCUGCGGCAGUACCUCACACUGCGAAACAUCAACACGGACACCUGCAGGGAGAAAGAGGACCUGGUGGACCUGGUGCUCUGCCAUCUGAGCGCCGAACUGGAGAUCGGGGAGGAUGAAGAGGAGGAGGAGGAAGAGGAGGCGGAAGCGGAUACGGACAGUCUGCCCUCACUUCCGCGCUCCCUCUCCACGCCGCCCGCCUCCGCGGCACGAUCCUCCUCCCAGCAGUCGGCGCUGUCUGUCGCCGUGUCUCAGGGAGAGGCUCUCAGUCGCAGCGAUAGCUCAGGGACAACCAAUCAGGACCAUGGAGAUGCUACAUCAGUUUCCCUCCUCAACCUGGAGCCUCAUGAAGACAUCCUGGAGGCCAGCCCUGCGACGCAGAGGCGAGCACGCGCCUCCCUCUCGGAUCUGUCCCGCGAGGAUGACAUCGAGAGCCUGACAGUGCGGCAGCUCAAGGAGAUUCUCGCCCGCAACUUCGUCAACUAUUCAGGCUGCUGUGAGAAAUGGGAGCUGGUGGAGCGCGUCCAUCGUCUCUACAGAGAGAACGAACUCAACAGAAGAUCGAUGGAAAAUGUUAGCAACAGCCUAACUGCAGUCAAAGUCAUAGCUUACCCUCCUCCUAUAUGCAAUGGAGGUAUUGGAGAUGGUGUGCAAGUAGCUCAGCUUGGCGGCGCUGAUGAGAACCUAUGCCGUAUCUGCAUGGAUGCCGUGAUAGACUGCGUUCUGCUGGAGUGCGGUCACAUGGUCACUUGCACCAAGUGUGGCAAGAGGAUGAGCGAGUGCCCCAUCUGCAGGCAGUACGUGGUGCGGGCGGUGCACGUCUUCAAGUCUUAAUGGGUGAGCUUCACCUCCACUGGAAAACCAACACACCAGAUGCUUCCUGUUGGACCGAGCAGGCUGGGGCCGUGACUGGAACAAUGAACUGCCCCCCCAGAUUCAAAGUGGUGGAAACCUGUACUGCGCACACCUUCUUUACAGAGCAUUUCCUGCUGCCCAUUUUUAUUUGGUCAUCCAUUGACAUGCUUGAAAUCAUUUCUGCGGUUACUAACCAUGGGAAGAUGGAAGAUUUAGAGGAAUAACGUAUAAAAAUAUGAACGUUUAAGUGGUUUACAGUUCAUUCCUGUAAACUUUUUGGAAAUGUCUUCUUGUAUGUGCAAUAUUAGAAAUCUUUACGUGUGCGUGUAGGGAAACCGAUUGCCAUUAAGAUGCAUGUUGUUGUAGCAGCAGUUAAGACCAUUGGUGUGAAGGGGGAACGUACUGUAGGUGCCAAAGUAGAAAUGUGCAGAAAGGCUUCUGGAUUAUGUUUUGACGUGCUUUUAUUAUUAAUAAGCUUAUUAUUUUCAUGUAUUAAAUCCGCUAUUGCCAUACCACAAAUCAGCAUCCAUGACACCGGAUCAAAUGACCAGCUAGCAGAAGAGUUAUUUAUAGAAACUGUAUCGUAUUUUUUCACAGAGUCACUGGAAUCCAGCAUCUGCCGCUAUGUAGCUUAUUACUGGAACCUCAAUUACUUUUUUUUUUAAAUCAAAUUUAGCAGUGUCUGUCAAGCGUCAGGUGUGUGGUUGGUUUGUCUCCAUCGUGCUUCAUAUACAAUUUACUUAAAGGUGUACAAAGUCAUUUUUUUGAUUGGGUGGCUACUAGGGCUGCACGAUGUGUUGUUUAAGCAUCGAUAUCGCAAUGUACAAAUCCAUGAUAGUCACAUCGCA